CUAGUCGGAUUUAGAGUACUGCCAUAAACAAGUGAUCUAAUAUAGCAUCUUGCGCAAGUCACAAGUGACAGCCACUUGUUAUUUCCAGCACGUGUCGUUAACUUCUAGGAGAGACAGAAAUGGUCGGACCAAGAAGGCCACAGUUCGUGUUAUUUGGUUCCUCAAUUGUUGAAUUUAGCUUUGCCCAGGAAGGCUGGGGUGCCAUUCUUGCUGACAUCUAUGCUCGUAAGGCAGACAUAUUUUUGCGAGGAUAUGGUGGUUGGAACUCCAGGCAAGCCGUAGAAGUGCUUGAUCAAGUUUUUCCAAAGGAUGAUGCAUUUCAACCAUCUCUGGUGAUAGUUUAUUUUGGUGGUAACGAUUCAGUGCUUCCUCGCCCAGAUGGCCUAACUACUCAUGUACCUCUUCCUGAGUAUAUCGACAACAUGAGGAAAAUAGGUAUCCGUCUCAAGAACCUGUCAGAGAAGACACGCGUAAUAUUUCUCACUGCUCCUCCUGUUAAUGAGGCUCAGCUGCUACAUGUUUUGGGUGUUGAUCAUCGCAAAAAUGAACUGUGCCAAAAGUAUGCAGAUGCUUGUGUAGAAUUGUGCAGAGAGAUAGGGAUUAAGGCUAUUAAUCUGUGUAACGCAUUUAAGAAACAAGACGGUUGGUUGACCACAUGCUUUACUGAUGGGAUGCAUUUAUCACCUAUCGGAAGCAAAAUAGUAGCAAAAGAGAUACUGAAAGUCAUUUUGGAAGCUGAGUGGAAACCGAGUCUACAUUGGGAAGCUUUGGCUAGUGAGUUUGCUUAGCUUUCGUGGUAAUUUAAAUAUGUUCUUUUUAACAAUUAGGUUGUGUUUGGUAUGCUAUACUGAAGGUCAGAAUGGAAACGAAACGACGAUUAUGAUGGAGGGAUAUACCUGAAAAAAGGCUUUCUUGUA
Messenger RNA from Erigeron canadensis, 917 nucleotides. Its product is annotated as GDSL esterase/lipase CPRD49-like. The transcript is spliced from 6 exons. NCBI's taxonomy places the organism in Eukaryota, Viridiplantae, Streptophyta, Magnoliopsida, Asterales, Asteraceae. The record is from RefSeq and is a predicted model, not a curated record. Bases 120 to 788 code for a protein of 222 amino acids.